Messenger RNA from Prionailurus viverrinus (fishing cat), 2918 nucleotides. RefSeq names its product cell division cycle 5 like (gene CDC5L). The transcript has 16 exons. Gene Ontology annotation, biological process: mRNA splicing, via spliceosome; regulation of transcription by RNA polymerase II. The record is from RefSeq and is a predicted model, not a curated record. NCBI's taxonomy places the organism in Eukaryota, Metazoa, Chordata, Mammalia, Carnivora, Felidae. The coding region runs from base 184 to 2592 and encodes 802 amino acids. Gene Ontology annotation, molecular function: RNA polymerase II transcription regulatory region sequence-specific DNA binding; DNA-binding transcription factor activity, RNA polymerase II-specific. Gene Ontology annotation, cellular component: Prp19 complex; spliceosomal complex.
CCUCGGUUCUCGCGAGACUUGCUACUCUGCUCCCCCCGCCCCCCACCUUGCGCCUGCGCACAUCUCUUCAAGCCAGAAGGUCGCGCUUGGAGGAAGUGUCGGCUUCAGGUCCCGUGGCCGUAGCGCCGUUACUACUUCUGUGAAGCUCCUCUCGGCCGUUUGCCGAGACACCCCGCAGCCAAGAUGCCUCGAAUUAUGAUCAAGGGGGGCGUGUGGAGGAAUACCGAGGAUGAAAUUCUGAAAGCAGCAGUAAUGAAAUAUGGAAAAAACCAGUGGUCUAGGAUUGCCUCACUGCUGCAUAGAAAAUCAGCAAAGCAGUGCAAAGCCAGAUGGUAUGAGUGGCUAGAUCCAAGCAUUAAGAAAACAGAAUGGUCCCGAGAAGAAGAGGAAAAACUAUUGCACUUGGCCAAGUUGAUGCCAACUCAGUGGAGGACCAUUGCGCCAAUCAUUGGAAGAACAGCUGCCCAGUGCUUGGAACACUAUGAAUUUCUUUUGGAUAAAGCUGCACAAAGAGACAAUGAAGAGGAAACGACAGAUGAUCCACGAAAACUUAAACCUGGGGAAAUAGAUCCAAAUCCAGAAACAAAACCAGCACGGCCUGAUCCGAUUGAUAUGGAUGAGGAUGAACUUGAGAUGCUUUCUGAAGCUAGAGCCCGCUUGGCAAAUACUCAGGGAAAGAAAGCCAAGAGGAAAGCAAGAGAGAAACAGUUGGAAGAAGCAAGGCGUCUUGCAGCCCUCCAGAAGAGAAGAGAACUUAGAGCAGCUGGCAUAGAAAUUCAGAAGAAGAGAAAAAAGAAGAGAGGAGUUGAUUAUAAUGCUGAAAUCCCAUUUGAAAAAAAGCCUGCUCUUGGUUUCUAUGAUACUUCUGAGGAAAACUACCAGGCUCUUGAUGCAGAUUUCAGAAAAUUAAGACAACAAGAUCUUGAUGGGGAACUAAGAUCGGAAAAAGAAGGAAGAGACAGAAAAAAAGACAAGCAGCAUUUAAAAAGGAAAAAAGAAUCUGAUUUACCAUCAGCUAUUCUUCAGACUAGUGGUGUUUCUGAAUUUACUAAAAAAAGAAGCAAACUAGUACUCCCUGCCCCUCAGAUUUCAGAUGCAGAACUCCAGGAGGUUGUAAAAGUAGGCCAAGCAAGUGAAAUUGCACGUCAGACCGCUGAGGAAUCUGGCAUAACAAACUCUGCCUCCAGUACGCUUUUGUCUGAGUACAAUGUCACCAACAACAGCAUCGCUCUUAGAACACCUCGUACACCGGCUUCCCAGGACAGAAUUCUGCAGGAAGCUCAGAACCUCAUGGCCCUGACCAAUGUGGACACCCCAUUGAAAGGUGGACUUAAUACCCCUUUGCAUGAGAGCGACUUCUCAGGUGUGACUCCACAGCGGCAGGUUGUACAGACUCCAAACACAGUUCUUUCUACCCCAUUCAGGACUCCUUCUCAUGGAUCUGAAGGGUUGACUCCCCGCAGUGGGACAACUCCCAAACCAGUUAUUAACUCCACCCCGGGUAGAACUCCUCUUCGAGACAAGUUAAACAUUAAUCCCGAGGAUGGAAUGGCAGACUACAGUGAUCCCUCUUAUGUGAAGCAGAUGGAAAGAGAAUCUCGUGAGCAUCUCCGUUUAGGAUUGUUGGGCCUCCCUGCCCCUAAGAAUGACUUUGAGAUUGUUCUGCCAGAAAAUGCUGAGAAGGAGCUGGAAGACCGUGAAAUAGAUGAUACUUACAUUGAAGAUGCUGCUGAUGUGGAUGCACGAAAGCAGGCUAUCCGAGAGGCAGAGCGUGUAAAGGAAAUGAAGCGAAUGCACAAAGCUGUCCAGAAAGAUUUGCCAAGACCAUCAGAAGUAAAUGAAACUAUUCUAAGACCCUUAAAUGUAGAACCACCUCUAACAGAUUUACAAAAAAGUGAAGAACUAAUCAAAAAAGAAAUGAUCACAAUGCUUCAUUAUGACCUUCUACAUCACCCUUAUGAACCAUCUGGAAAUAAAAAAGGAAAAACUGUAGGAUUUGGUACUAAUAAUUCAGAGCACAUUGCCUAUCUGGAACAUAACCCUUACGAAAAAUUCUCCAAAGAAGAGCUGAAAAAGGCCCAGGAUGUUUUGGUACAGGAGAUGGAAGUGGUGAAACAAGGUAUGAGCCACGGAGAACUCUCAAGUGAAGCUUAUAACCAGGUGUGGGAAGAAUGCUACAGUCAAGUUUUGUAUCUUCCUGGGCAGAGCCGCUACACACGGGCCAACUUAGCUAGCAAAAAGGACAGAAUCGAGUCACUUGAAAAGAGGCUUGAGAUAAACAGGGGUCACAUGACAACGGAAGCCAAGAGAGCUGCAAAGAUGGAAAAGAAGAUGAAAAUUUUGCUUGGGGGUUACCAGUCUCGUGCUAUGGGGCUUAUGAAACAGUUGAAUGACUUAUGGGACCAAAUCGAGCAGGCUUACUUGGAGUUACGCACUUUUGAAGAACUCAAGAAACACGAAGAUUCUGCUAUUCCCCGGAGGCUAGAGUGUCUAAAAGAAGAUGUUCAGCGACAACAGGAAAGAGAAAAAGAACUUCAGCAUAGAUAUGCUGAUCUGCUGCUGGAGAAAGAGACUUUAAAGUCCAAAUUCUGAAGCAUAGUUUAUACUCUGUCACAGGAUGAAUUAAUUGCUGGUUUUCAUACUCUGGAAGGCUGAAACUGAUGAUUAUCUUCGUUGACAAAUUUGCCCACGAUCUGUGGUUUUUCAGUUGUUUACUUUAAAUGAUAUUGAUCUUACAUAGUCUAUGUAUAAAGACUUUAACUCCACAAAAUGUUUUAGGGUUUAAAUUAUUAAGAUGAUCAUUCUUUUAGCAGUGUCAUAUUUGCAAAAAUUUUUUUAGUUUUGGCCUUUAAUUUUAAAAGCCUGGUUUUAAAGUGCUGCCUGUGAGUAAACUCUUGAAUAAAAACAAAAUAAAAGAA